Molecule: messenger RNA, 1105 nt
Organism: Tricharina praecox
Lineage: Eukaryota; Fungi; Ascomycota; Pezizomycetes; Pezizales; Pyronemataceae
Exons: 1
Coding region: 94-792 (232 amino acids)
Biological process (GO): methylation
Cellular component (GO): eRF1 methyltransferase complex
Molecular function (GO): protein methyltransferase activity; S-adenosylmethionine-dependent methyltransferase activity; nucleic acid binding
Source: RefSeq, a predicted model, not a curated record
AAGAAAUAAAAAUAAAAAUAAAAAAGCCAUGCACCAACACCGUCCCGCACCCACCACCACCGGCGCCCCACCUCCCCCACCUCACCCGCCCAGAUGCUGCCCACGCCCGACACGGAUCACAUAGAUCCCAACACGACGUACUCUCCAGCGGAGGACUCGUACCUGGUGCUAGACACACUCACGUCGGACGCUGGCUUCCUCCAUUCACACUUCGCACCGCCCUCCUCGCCCCCCCUAAUCCUCGAGCUCGGCACGGGCAGCGGCAUAAUCUCUGCCUUUAUCUCCACCAAUACCACCGCGCUCUUCGGUCGGGCGGACGUCCACCUCCUCGGCACCGACGCGAACUCCAUCGCGUGCGCAGCGACGGCGCAAACCCUCUCUCUCACGCCCGCGCCAUCGCACUUCCUUGGCGCGCUGGUGGCGGACCUCGCGGCGCCGCUGCGCGAUCACGUCGUCGACAUGCUCGUGUUCAAUCCUCCGUACGUACCGACGCCAGAGCUGCCCAGCUUGCGUGCGGAGCACGGAGCGACAGAGUUUGAGGAGGAGUCCAGGCUCCUGGCGCUGACGUAUGCGGGCGGCGAGGAUGGGAUGGAGGUCACGAGGCGUGUGCUGAUGGGGCUGGGGAGCGUGCUGAGUCAACGUGGUGUGGCGUAUAUUCUGCUUUGUCGCAGUAAUAGGCCUGGUGAGGUGGUUGAGGGGUUGAGAGGCCAGGGCUGGAGGUGUGAGAAGGCUGGUGGCAGUGGGAGGAGGGGCGGGAUUGAGAGGUUGGAGAUCUGGAGGAUCUGGAGGUAACGAAUGAUCGAACGAAACAAUCGUACCGUGAGGCCAAUCGUCUGAGUAGGAAACAACCCGCAAAGGCACACGGACAUGGCGCCGUACCAGUGCUGGUGAUAGUUGGUGGAGCACUGUAAUGGCAUUGGUACACACAAGACGCCGGGGCUUAUCCCCUAUGCAUGUGUAGAGCGCCCUUUCGUCUUCCGUCUACUGCUAUGCGAUUCCAGUAUUCCAACGUAAGUUCCCUCUCGGGAAGCACGUAGGUACGGCAAGCCCCAAAAAACUCCAGAUACCUAGUCUACGGUACGUUCCUAAGGGCCAUCGGCCGCAG